Molecule: messenger RNA, 213 nt
Organism: Hymenoscyphus albidus
Lineage: Eukaryota; Fungi; Ascomycota; Leotiomycetes; Helotiales; Helotiaceae
Source: the annotation of a GenBank genome assembly
AUGGAUUUGAAACAAUGGUUCAAGGAAUACAUGGCGACGGAUGCCGAUUACCUCGAUUCAACUUCUGCCCCUGUCAGGGCCGUGAAAACCGAUGUACUGGAUCUUGAGUGUGUUUUGAAGAAAGAAUACAAGGAUCAUAGCCUUUUGGGUCAGCAGCAGGGAUAUUUAGGUCUUUACAUGUUCAUGGGGACGUUCCAGUCAAUUACCGUUUGA